AGCAACGUCACUGCGGUAACUUGUCCUUAUGAGAACUGGCAUCGGAAAAAUUCCGGUCCUAAGUUAACCUAAACGAAACGAAACUGGGCGUUGGUUGUUGCAGACUAAUUUCUGCUAAUCAACGAAAGUCAUUAUGGAUAUUCAGCCAAGAGAAAUUAGAGUUUUAGAUACUGUCGAAGAUAUUCAAGAACGUAGGGAGCAGGUUCUUGGACGUUAUGCCGAAUUCAAGAUCGAAGCUCGUCAUAAGCGAGAACGACUGGAAGCAUCCCGAAGAUUUCAACAUUUCAAACGAGAUGCUGAUGAGCUAGAAUCUUGGAUAAAUGAAAAGUUGCAGGCAGCAUCUGAUGAAAGUUAUAAAGACCCAACGAAUUUACAGGCGAAGAUACAGAAACAUCAGGCUUUUGAAUCUGAAGUAGCUGCACAUAGUAAUGCUAUUGUGGCUCUAGAUAAUACUGGUUCAGAAUUGAUAAAUCAGAAUCAUUUUGCUUCAGAUAUUAUAAAGCAUCGACUAGAAGAGUUGCAUCGAUUGUGGGAGUUACUUCUAUCACGCCUUGCUGAUAAAGGACUGAAAUUACAGCAGGCUUUAGUUCUAGUGCAGUUUUUGCGGCAGUGUGAUGAAGUGCUUUUCUGGAUAAAUGAUAAAGAAGCAUUUGUCACCACAGAUGAGUUUGGUCAAGAUCUGGAACAUGUUGAAGUUCUUCAACGAAAAUUUGAUGAAUUUCAAAAGGAUAUGGCCAGUCAAGAAUUUAGAGUGCAAGAAGUAAAUGAACAAGCAGACAAACUUAUUAAUGAAGGUCACCCUGAGCAUGAAACAAUAAAUAAACGAAAAGAGGAAGUAAAUGACAGUUGGCAGCGAUUAAAAGGAUUGACUUUAUUGAAGCAAGAAAAGCUCUUUGGUGCACAUGAAAUACAGCGAUUUAAUAGAGAUGCUGAUGAAACUAUUGCAUGGAUUACUGAGAAGGACUUAGUUCUAUCCUCUGACGAUUAUGGUAGAGAUUUAGUCAGUGUACAGACCUUGCAAAGAAAACAUGAGGGUAUUGAACGUGAUUUGGCAGCUUUAGAAGAUAAGGUUAUGACAUUGGCUCAAGAAGCUGAUAGACUGUGUAAUAUUCAUCAAGAUCAUUCAAGUCAGAUUCAGUCAAAAAAUGCUGAAAUAUCCUCAAACUGGGAAAGCUUAAAAUCAAAGGCUCAAGAAAGACGCAGGCGAUUGGAUGAGUCUUAUUUGCUGCACAAGUUUUUGGCUGAUUUUAGAGAUUUAGUUUCCUGGAUCCAUGAUAUGAAAGCAAUAAUUUCUGCUGAUGAGCUUGCUAAAGAUGUUGCUGGAGCUGAGGCACUUCUAGAGCGUCACCAAGAACAUAAGGGUGAAAUAGAUGCGAGAGAGGAUAGUUUCAGAGCUACUGCAGAAGCAGGAAAAAUGUUGUUAGAUCAAGACCACUAUGCAAUUGAUGAAGUCAAAGAGAAGUUAGUUACUCUAGCGAGUGAGAAACAGUCCUUGUUAUCCUUAUGGGAGGAACGACGUAUACUGUAUGAACAGUGCAUGGAUUUGCAGCUAUUUUACAGAGAUACAGAGCAAGCUGAUACUUGGAUGGCCAAGCAAGAAGCAUUUUUAGUCAAUGAAGAUCUUGGUGACUCUCUUGACUCUGUGGAAGCUCUAAUUAAAAAACAUGAAGAUUUUGAGAAAUCGCUAGCAGCACAGGAAGAAAAAAUAAAGGCUCUAGAUGAAUUUGCAACCAAGCUGAUUGAAGGGCAACACUAUGCAGCUGAUGAUGUAGCACAGAGAAGAGCUGCUUUGCUAGAACGAAGAUCAGCUUUAAUGGAAAAAUCUGACAUCAGAAGGUCUAUGUUGGAAGACUCUUAUCGCCUGCAACAAUUUGAAAGGGACUGUGAUGAAACAAAAGGAUGGAUUAGUGAAAAAUUAAAGACAGCUACGGAUGAAAGUUAUUUGGAUCCCACUAAUGUGAAUGGAAAGGUCCAAAAACAUCAAAAUUUUGAACAAGAACUGAAUGCAAAUAAAAGCCGUAUUGAUGAGAUUGCUAGCACAGGGCAAGAAUUAAUGGAAGCAAAUCAUUAUGCAUCCUCUAGAAUAAGUGAGCGAAUGAUGGAGAUACUGGAUAUGUGGAAAUCUUUGGUUGAAGCUACUGAGAGGAAAGGUGCAAAACUAAAUGAAGCAGCAGCACAGCAGCAGUUCAAUCGUGGAAUUGAAGAUAUUGAAAUUUGGCUGUCUGAAGUGGAAGGGCAACUUUUAUCAGAAGACUAUGGAAAGGAUUUAACAAGUGUGCAGAAUUUAAUAAAGAAGCAUGCUUUGUUGGAAGCAGAUAUUGCAUCACAUCAGGAUCGAAUUGAUGGUGUAGUAAUUCAAGCUACAAAUUUUGUUGAACGAGGUCAUUUUGAUGCACCAUCUAUUCAGUCCAAACAAGUUGCUUUGGUCGAACGAUACAAUGCUUUACAGAAGCCAAUAUCACUAAGACGUCAGCGUUUACAAGAUUCUCUUAGAGUUCAACAACUGUACAGAGAUAUCGAAGAUGAAGAAGCUUGGAUUCGAGAAAAAGAACCUAUUGCUGCUUCUACAAAUAGAGGACGGGAUCUUAUUGGUGUCCAGAACCUUAUUAAAAAGCACCAAGCCAUGCUUGCAGAGAUAAAUAAUCAUGAAAAUAGAGUUCGUUCAGUGUGCCAGUCAGGUGAAGAAAUGGUGCAAGAAGGCCAUUUUGCUUCAAAUGAGAUACAGAAACGAUUAAGUAAUUUGAGUGAAAAGUGGCAAGCUCUUAAGGAUAAAGCUUUACAGCGAAAACAAGAUCUCGAAGAUUCUUUGCAAGCUCACCAGUAUUUUGCUGAUGCCAAUGAAGCUGAAUCUUGGAUGAAAGAAAAAGAGCCAAUAGUUGGAAGUCAAGAUUUUGGAAAAGAUGAAGAUUCUACCGAGUCUUUACUGAAGAAACAUGAAGCUCUAAUGGCUGAUCUAGAAGCUUUUGGAAACACUAUAUUUGCCCUCAAAGAGCAAGCACAGUCAUGUAGGCAACAAGAACGUCCAGUUAUUGAUCAUGCUGGUAAAGAAUUUGUCAUGGCCUUAUAUGAUUAUGUAGAAAAAAGUCCAAGAGAAGUUUCCAUGAAGAAAUCAGAUGUUUUGACUCUUCUAAAUAGCAAUAAUAAGGAUUGGUGGAAAGUUGAGGUCAAUGACAGACAGGGUUUUGUGCCAGCAGCUUAUGUGAAGAAAAUUGAAGCUGGGAUUUCAUCUGGUCAGCAGAAUUUGGCUGAUGCAAAUAAUAUCUCUGCUCGACAGGCUCAAAUUGAGACCCAGUAUGAGAAUCUGAUGGGUCUUGGUCAAGAACGUAGGAACAAAUUGGAAGAAUCAUGUAAAGCAUAUCAACUGGUCAGAGAAGCUGCUGAACUUGCUCAGUGGCUGAAAGAUAAGGAACAAAUUGCACAAGUUCAAGAUGUUGGUGAAGAUUUAGAACAAGUUGAAGUGAUGCAAAAGAAUUUUGAUGAUUUUAAAGCAGAGCUGCAUACAAACGAAACACGUUUACAGCAAAUGAAUGAGACUGCCCGCCGGCUCAUGAGCUCAGGUCAUACUGAAGCUGCCCUGAAAAUACAGACUCAAAUUGAAGAUGUCAAUCAAAAAUGGCAAGAAGUACAGCAGAUUGCUGCUCAAAGAGCUACACAGCUGGGAUCAGCACAUGAAGUUCAGAGAUUCCAACGAGAUGUUGAUGAAACUAAAGACUGGAUUCGUGAAAAAGAUGAGAAUUUGAACUCUGAUAUCUGUGGUGAUGAUUUGCGCAGUGUCCAAACUCUGCAGAGAAAACAUGAGGGAUUAGAGAGAGAUCUAGCUGCACUUGGUGAUAGGAUCCGAAGCUUAGAUGAUACUGCUAGUCGUCUAAUGCAGACACAUCCAGAGGCAGCAGAUACUAUAUAUACAAAGCAAAAAGAAAUCAAUGAAGAAUGGACUCAGUUGACUGCCAAGGCUAAUGCACGUAAAGAAAAACUUUUAGACUCGUAUGACUUGCAGAGAUUCUUGGCUGACUAUAGGGAUCUGAUGUCGUGGAUUCAGAGUAUGAUGAGCCUUGUGUUUUCUGAGGAAUUAGCAAAUGAUGUCACUGGCGCCGAAGCCUUGUUAGAGAGACACCAGAACUACCGUUCUGAGAUUGAUGCUCACUAUGGUAUCCCACAGGAACAUCGUACAGAAAUAGAUGCAAGAGCUGGGACCUUCCAAGCUUUUGAAAUGUUUGGCCAGCAAUUACUACAGAGUGGUCAUUAUGCUAGUGUUGAAGUCCAAGAAAAACUUGAGAAAAUGAACGAUGCCAGACAAGAAUUGGAGAGGGCUUGGAUUGCUAGAAGAAUGAAGCUGGAUCAGUGCUUAGAGUUGCAGCUGUUCUAUAGAGAUUGUGAACAAGCUGAGAAUUGGAUGGGUAGUCGUGAAGCUUUCCUUAGUUCAGAUGACAUGGGUGGUGAUAAUGUUGAAUCUCUCAUUAAGAAGCAUGAGGAUUUUGAUAAAGCUAUCAGUGCACAGGAAGAAAAAAUUUCUGCUCUUGCUGCUUUAGCCGAUCAGUUAGUUGCUGCUGAUCACUACGCAUCUGAUGCGAUUAAUGAAAAGAAAGAUCAGGUUCUUGAGAGGUGGCAUCAUUUGAAAGAUAAUCUUAUUAAGAAGCGAUCCAAGUUAGGAGAGUCUAUGACAUUGCAACAGUUCAGUCGAGAUGCUGAUGAAAUCGAAAACUGGAUUACGGAGAAACUGCAAAUGGCUAUGGACGAAUCCUAUAAAGAUCCUACUAAUAUUCAAAGUAAACACCAAAAACAUCAAGCUUUUGAAGCAGAACUGGCAGCAAAUGCUGAUAGGAUACAGUCUGUAUUGGCUAAUGGCCAGAAUCUAAUUGAUCAGCACCAGUGUGCUGGUUCUGAAGAGGCUGUUCAGGCUCGUCUGAGCUGUUUGGCUGAGCAGUGGGAACAUCUCACAAAGAAAACAAUAGAAAAAAGUAUAAAGAUCAAGGAAGCCAAUAAGCAGAGAACAUUUAAUGCUGCUGUGAAAGACAUUGAUUUCUGGUUGAGUGAGGUUGAGUCUUUAUUGAAAUCUGAAGAAUCUGGAAAAGAUUUAGCGUCAGUUCAGAAUUUAAUCAAAAAGCAUCAGCUAGUUGAAGCAGAUGUUAAUGCACAUGAGGAUAGAAUUCGUGACAUGAAUAGUCUUGCUGACAGCUUGAUAGAAUCUGGACAGUGUGAUGCUGCUGUGAUUGAAGAAAAGCGCAGUUCAAUAAAUGAACGCUACAACAGAGUAAAAACUCUUGCUGGCCACCGAAGAGCUAGACUGAAUGAAGCGAACACAUUACACCAAUUUUUCAGAGAUAUUGCCGAUGAAGAAUCAUGGAUUAA
Messenger RNA from Stegodyphus dumicola, 5349 nucleotides. It is a transcript of the gene alpha-Spec, whose product is annotated as alpha spectrin. Gene Ontology annotation, molecular function: calcium ion binding; protein binding. NCBI's taxonomy places the organism in Eukaryota, Metazoa, Arthropoda, Arachnida, Araneae, Eresidae. The record is from RefSeq and is a predicted model, not a curated record.